UGUGUUGUAACGAUACAAAGCUGCGCAUCCUAAUAACCGAAAUAGUAAAUUUAUUGCGAUGUGACUGUGACCCUGUAUAAAGAAUUAGAUAUUUAAUUAGAAUCGGUCAUAUUGUGUCUAGGGUAGUGAUGGGUAAUUUUUUUUAGGAGCGGGCUAAAAACUUGAAAGGAACAUUUUUGUUUUCAAAAUACUUCAUUUAAAAGGCCUAUUAGAUGUACUAUCCAAAUGCAGUCUAUUUAUACCAAUUAAACGCGAGUGAUUUGCUAAUAGUUCGAAACUAUUUGGUUCUGAUUGGGACAUAGAUAGUGUUCAUGAGUGAACUGAGGUGUUUCUCCAUCAUCUAUUUCAAACAAAGAUUUUGUUUAAAGUUCAUUACAAAUAAAUGAAGAUGCAAACAUUGCAUACAUUCUCUUAACAUAAGAAUGUACAUUAGGACAACUGGAUUUAGACAAGCCCAUUGUAGAUCUCUAGUUUUGUGACGUUAAAAACUAUUUGAGAAGAUUACUAGAUAGAAGUUAAAUUAAUUGAAGCUAUAAGUACUUCCACUUCAGAAACGCAUGCUGUAAAUAUUUCCAUUGCUCCGAAGUCCCAGAAUCUUUGUUUCUUUUCAAAUUCGCAUCUAGUUGCCUCAACUUCUUUUUAGUAUUCUUAAGUUUGUCUUCACAGCAUCCAGUGAUCCCCUUGGAUUGCGAGAGAGCAGAUUAGCAGACAGAAAAAAAUCCUGUUGUUUGAAACCUUUAAAAUUACUCUCGAUAUGGUCAAUAAAUAGAUUGUUGAAUAUUUAUCUUGCCAUUGCUCCUAUGACACAGAGGUAACUCAAACUUCUCUACGGGAGAAUUGGCUUAUCCACAGUCGUAACUUUGCUUGCUAAAUCGACCACCGACAGACAAUUAUUAUGCCUGCUUUGAUUGUGGCAAAAUAUGUAGGUCACAGCUGGGCUGCGUAAUCAAGGAAGAUACUGCAUUCCUCAUUAAUCUUCGGUCUUGAAGACGAGACUUCAAUCUAUCUAUCUAUUUAUAUAUAUAUAUACACAGUGUUGUUGUUGUUGUUUUUUGUGACGGUACGCACCCUUACGGCGUAACGGCACCAUUUCUAGUGUGGAGAUUUAAUUAUUACUUUUCUUGUAUUUAACGUUUAUUAUUAAUUUAUAAGUAGUUAAAAGUUAGAAGUUAGGCAAUCCGUCACUAAGUACCAGAAUAAAUUUCUUUACAAAAAAACACUGUAUAUAUAUAUAUAUAUAAUGUUGUAACUCCGCUCCCGUGCCACACUGAUGGUGCGCAUCAGAGCGCCAUUCAACACAAGGAGUAGAAGACAUGUUUAGACAGAAAGAAGGACUGUUGUGGAUCCGGCUAAAGUGAUGGAAGUCUAAGCUGUCUUGACUCGAGAGAACAUCCUUUGUGCUAUCUAUGAACUGUGUUGAGGACCUGGGGCGGCACUGAGAAGUGUGUCAGUGGUCUGUAUUGAUACUUAGGUAGCAAAGAACUGGUGUCACUUGAGAUAGGAGAUUCUGGGACUUAAUGGCCGAAGUCCAUGCCUGUUGGUACUGUAAAUAAAUACCUUCUUUAUUUUUACCUACAAUUGGUGUCAGAAGUGCUGAGGAUCUUCUGUGCCAAAGAAAAGAUGAGAGCUAGUCUUCGACAGAACCUGGUUGAUGAAGGGGAGGAUCCCGAGACAUGCCUGUUUGACGUCGAACCAGAUAUGGAAGAUAUGCAACAACAGAUGGCAGCUGUACUUGAAAAGAUGGGUUUUCAGCAAGAACAGAUGGGAGCUGUGCUCGAAAAUAUUGAGUUUAUGCGAGAACAGUUGAACUCAGGGCUAGGAAACGCCAAUGACAAGACAGAUGACAUAAAAUCGGUAAUCAAAACCGAGUUAUUAGCUAUUAGCCAACGCAUACAUGCUGUGGAGGAGAGAAUCACCAACAUUGACAAACAGAUGAAUCAGAGGGUCGACGCAGUGGAAGAAAGAGAAGAAGUCUGCUUUGUGGCUGAAGCUAUUGCUGUACCUGUUAUGAAUACCACUACGAGCAAGACAUGUGAAUCGAUGUGUACCAUGCUCGGCAAGACUGAUGAACCGAUAUAUGAUCUGCUAAACAAGACAGACGAACAGAUGGCUACUAUGUCGAGCUGGGAAGGGGACAAUGUUGUAACUCCGCUCCCGAGCCACACUGAUGGUGUGCAUCAGAGCGUUAUUCAACACAAGUAGGAGAAGACAUGUUUAGACAGAAAGAAGGACUGAUGUGGAUCCGGCUAAAGUUAUGGAAGUCUAAGCUGUCUUGACUCGAGAGAACGUCCUUUGUGCUAUCUAUGAACUGUGUUGAGGACCUGGGGCAGCACUGGGAAGUAUGUCAGUGUUCUGUAUUGAUACUUAGGUAGCAAAGAACUGGUGUCACUUGAGAUAGGACAUUCUGGGACUUAAUAGCUGAAGUCCAUGCCUGUUUGUACUGUAAAUAAAU
Biomphalaria glabrata is the source of this 2452-nucleotide messenger RNA. RefSeq lists its product as uncharacterized. NCBI's taxonomy places the organism in Eukaryota, Metazoa, Mollusca, Gastropoda, Planorbidae. The coding region runs from base 1531 to 2202 and encodes 223 amino acids. The record is from RefSeq and is a predicted model, not a curated record. The transcript is spliced from 2 exons.